This is a messenger RNA of Trichomonas vaginalis G3, 618 nucleotides long. Its product is annotated as homologous recombination. The record is from RefSeq and is a predicted model, not a curated record. NCBI's taxonomy places the organism in Eukaryota, Parabasalia, Trichomonadida, Trichomonadidae. The transcript has a single exon. Gene Ontology annotation, biological process: reciprocal meiotic recombination. The coding region runs from base 1 to 618 and encodes 205 amino acids. Gene Ontology annotation, molecular function: double-stranded DNA binding.
AUGUCGCGCAAGAAAGGCAUGUCUCGUGAGGAAAAGCUUCUAGCAAUGCAAGAAUUGAUGAUGGAAAGCCAAGAUAUAUGGACCCUGAAAGAUUUGGAGAGAGAUUGCCCAAAGAAGAAAGGAAUUACAUCAAUGAGUGUAAAAGAGAUAUUACAGGAGCUCUGUGAUAACGAUCUUGUAUCAUUUGAGAAGAUUGGUAGCGGAAAUUUCUAUUGGUGCUUUCCAUCAGAGGCCUUUAAUAGAAGAAAAGUUUUAGAAGGAAAAUUACAAGCACAAAUUACAGAAUUAGAGUCCGAGAUAUCAGGAUUGCAGGCAGAAAUAGCUGACUUAGAGCCAGGACGCGAACCUUGCCAAGAAAGAACAGAAUUAGAUGAAAUUGUUGAAAAAUUUGGAAAAGAAUUAGCAUCAAUACAAGCAGAAUCAGCAAAAUAUGAUUCAUUGAAUCCAAAUGCUAUCAGAAAAACCCAAGAAUAUACAAAGAAAGCACUUGAGUCCGCAAAUAGAUGGACUGAUAAUGUUUAUACACUAAAGAGCUGGAUUGUUAAGACAUACAUGCUCAAUCCGUCUGCAUUUGAUGAACAAUUUGGUAUUGGCGAAGGAUUCGACUAUUUUCAAUAA